This is a messenger RNA of Trichomonas vaginalis G3, 249 nucleotides long. RefSeq names its product organellar and viral DNA polymerase type B. The transcript has a single exon. The record is from RefSeq and is a predicted model, not a curated record. Bases 1 to 249 code for a protein of 82 amino acids. Lineage: Eukaryota; Parabasalia; Trichomonadida; Trichomonadidae.
AUGAGAAACGACUAUGCAGAUUUAAAGAAAGAAGCAGAAAAGCCAGCAGAAGAUAAAAUGGACAUGUUAGAAUUUCUGAACAAAAACUAUCCAACAGCAGAAGAUUUCCUUCUAUCUGACGUCAAGAAGAAAUAUAAAGAGACUUUCGGCAUUGUUAAAACAUUCGAUAUCCUCAGCGAAGAAAUAGAAGCUACAAAACUGUUUAGAGUCAUGAACCAUCGCAACAUAUACCAUGUAAAACGCUUGUAA